Daldinia loculata is the source of this 2288-nucleotide messenger RNA. RefSeq names its product WD40 repeat-like protein. Bases 121 to 2082 code for a protein of 653 amino acids. The transcript is spliced from 4 exons. Gene Ontology annotation, cellular component: Cul4-RING E3 ubiquitin ligase complex. The record is from RefSeq and is a predicted model, not a curated record. Gene Ontology annotation, molecular function: protein binding. Lineage: Eukaryota; Fungi; Ascomycota; Sordariomycetes; Xylariales; Hypoxylaceae. Gene Ontology annotation, biological process: proteasome-mediated ubiquitin-dependent protein catabolic process.
CUCCAUCCAGCGUCCCACCAACAAGCAAGCAAUCGGAGGGAUACCGGAGAGAUACCGGAGGGACAACCACACUAACACAAUCUACCGACGUAUCUAUAUAACACUUCCAGUCUAGACACGAUGAGUAGCUCAAGGUCGACGUCAACGUCGGAAGAUCUGGAGGCGCAUUUCCCGGAGUAUUUCGUCGACGCCGAAGAUGAUGACGACGAGCGUGAUCCCGAAUACGAAGAAGACGAGGAGGAGGAUAUAGAUGAAGAUGACAUGGCGCACGACGUAUUCGAGGAUGAAGAUGAGUUUCAUGAUGCUGAAGAGGGGAACAUCCAGUUCGUAGUGCAUGUGGGAGACGACGAUGAAGAAGGCGGCAAUGGAGAAGGUUCGCAAUUGCCAGACGCUGAGAGGGUAGCUGUACAGCAGCGCCUAAUCAACUUGAUAAGUAGCCGCCGUACCGGCUUACUAUCGCAACGACAAGUCCUAGAUUUCCUCCGAAGAUCAAACCUCGGUCACUUGGUAUUUGGCGAAGGCGAAGAUGACGGCGAUAAUGAUAUUAGCUUCGGGUACCGGAGACGGCGGCGCGAACUGGACCCGGAUAGAUUCCCUAAAGUCCCAAGCGACGAAGGGAGAAGUCUGAUGGACUCCGGCACGUUCGGCGCGAAUGAGAGUCAAUCUUCUAUUAGCUCAAAGAAGCAAAUAGCUCGCCGGAUACUUGAUCGUGAGCUUGGCAUAGGGAGUAGGAGGUCUCGCCAGAUCAACCAAAGCAUGAUGGCGCAGUCUAUGAUUCCUAGCUCGGAUGCCGAAAUGAUUAUUAAUUACGACGAUAACGUCUACUCGGGUCAAUUCUCAGAUGAUGGCAACUUUUACUUCGCUUGCGUUAAAGACAUGAAGGUUCGGAUGUACGACACAUCUAACCCGUAUAGCUGGCGGCAUUACAAGACAGUGCCGUUUACGUUCGGUUCUUGGACCCUGACAGAUGCAUCUCUAAGUCCGGACAACAAGUGGCUAGCGUACACUUCUAUCCAGAGCAAUGUCUGCUUAGCACCGACUGAUCCGAACGACACGGGUGAUCCAUACAUGUUGAAUUUAUCGGGAAACGGAAGGAUAACCUGGCGUGGCGGAUUUGGUAUCUUUUCGAUCCGGUUCUCUGGCGACGGACGGGAGCUAGUAGCUGGAACAAACGCAAGUUCUAUCGUCGUAUACGAUAUCGAAUCGCGUCAGGUGUUGCAUACGAUAGAGGGCCAUGAUGAUGACGUUAACGCGGUGUGUUUUGCGGAUAAGUCGUCACCUCACAUUUUAUACUCAGGUAGUGACGAUGCGACGAUUAAAGUCUGGGACCGACGGAGCAUGGGAGACGGACGAGAGGCCGGCGCGUUUGUCGGCCAUAUUCAGGGUCUAACGUAUCUGGAUAGUAAAAACGAUGGCCGAUACCUGCUAAGCAACGGCAAGGACCAGAGCAUGAAGCUUUGGGAUCUGAAGAUGAUGUAUACGACAGCGCGGUUCCAGGAACUGAAUCCGCGGCAACACACACGAUACACCGAAUUCGACUACCGCUGGGGCCGGUUCGACGAUGCCGACUGGUUCCCACAUCCAAAUGACAACUCGUUGGUAACCUUCCGCGGCCAUGAGGUACUGCGUACCCUAAUCCGCUGUCACUUCUCGCCACCCGGUAGCACCGAUUCGCGCUAUGUGUACACAGGUAGCCACGACGGUAAAGUCUAUAUAUACAAUAUGGAUGCUACCAUUGCCGGUAUCAUAGACGUUCAGAAGUCCACACAGGCAUUGCCUCAGACCGGCGCCCAACGCAGGUCCUACGGCGGGUAUAGAUCUCAAGGUUGGUCGACAGUUGUUAGGGAUGCGAGCUGGCAUCCUACUGCCCCUUUUAUUGCUGCAUCGUCACUGAACGGCUGGGAUAACGCCCUGGGUACGGUCACGUUGCACUCAUUUAACGAGUCCUCGACGGAUGAGGCUGAACCCCGUAUGGGUACACGGUAUGACGAGAAACUGAGGCCGGUAGGCUCGGCUCGUCGCCCUAGAGGAUAUGCUGAAGAAGAGGACGAUAAUGAAGAAGAUGAUGAAAUUAUCGCCUAACGAAUUCGAGACGAAUAGUAUGGACUGGGAACUAGGGAACGGGGGUUUUUUUUUUGGAGCGACAUAUCCUCUUUGCUUUUACGGCCAUUAUGCUUCUAAUUUGGCUGUCUCAUUUGUAUAUUUUAUCAGACACUAACUUAUGGACACCUUGAACGAGGCGUUUGCGCUUUCAAGGCAUAUGUGGGGAUUUAGGGGGCAUGAUAAAU